AUGCCGCCGGUUGUGCGCCAGAGCCCCCUUCUGUCCGAGCCCUGCCUGAUGCUGGCAGUCUACACGCUGGUCAGCGGGGCCGGCGUGUACUCGCAGCUGACCGCCAGCAAGGAGGGCCAGGAGGCGGCGGGAGAGGCAGCCAAGAUGCUGCACCUGGCGACGAGCGGCUAUGAUGUAGACACAGCGUCAGCCAAGCGGCUGGCCUUUGCGACGCUGGAGAUGGUGCUGCAGACGCAGCUGGGCGUCUUCUUUGCGGCAAACCUGGCGGCGGGAGUCUACGCCGGCUUCACCCUGGUCACCAAGACCCUGUUUCUGGGACAGCUGACCGCGUCCGAGACCUCGCAGCUGGCCGAGGCACGCGGCAGGGGGUGGGAGAGGUUCCUCAAGUUUGCCAUGCUCAAGGUGGCGUUCCUGGCGGUGGUGCGCAGCCCUGGGUAUGGGGGCGUGAUGCAGGCAAGUUGGCUGGCCUGGUGCGCCGUCAUCUGCUGGUUCUCAAUGUUCACCAAGCUGGCCAGCCUGCGCGGUGACGCCCUCCUGUCCUCGCCGUCCGCCACCCUGGCGCAGCACCUUCGCAUCCUGUUGCUGCUGGGCGGCAUCCUGGCGCAAGACCUCAGCUGGGUGGCUGGCUUCCUGCGCACCGCACGAGGCAUGCAGGGGGGCUCGCUAAGCCAUGCGCUGCUGUGGCUGUUUGAUGCCACGUUUGUGGCGGUGGAUGCGGCAUAUGCUCUGCUGAAGUAUGCGGUGCAAGCCUGGGACCACUGCAAGGUGAUGCGGGCGGAGGUGCGCGGCGAGGAGCGGGAGCCGUGGGAGGGCCGCACCGAGCUGGUGUACUGGCUGAACCUUGCGGCCGACCUCACGCUGCUCGGGCUGAGCCUCUUCCACUACCUGCACCUCUGGUGGCUGCACGGUUUGCAGCUGCAGCUGAUAGACGGGGUGCUGUUCCUGGAUGUGAGGCUGCUGGUGGGCGUCAUUCGGUGCCGCGUGCGCCGCCACCUGAGCUACCGCCGCCUGCAGCACCAGCUGCGGCACAGCUUUGCGGAUGCCACGGUACUGCAGCUGGCAGAGCACCGCUGCUGCAUCUGUUUGGACUCAAUGAAGGCGGGCAAGCUGCUGCCAUGCGGCCACGUCAUGCACGUGUCCUGCCUGUGCGCCUGGCUCCAGCAGAAUGCCACCGGCUCGAUUGACGGCUUGCUGGAUUGA
Chlorella variabilis is the source of this 1200-nucleotide messenger RNA. RefSeq lists its product as hypothetical. Gene Ontology annotation, biological process: protein ubiquitination; ubiquitin-dependent protein catabolic process. The coding region runs from base 1 to 1200 and encodes 399 amino acids. The record is from RefSeq and is a predicted model, not a curated record. Lineage: Eukaryota; Viridiplantae; Chlorophyta; Trebouxiophyceae; Chlorellales; Chlorellaceae. The transcript is spliced from 9 exons. Gene Ontology annotation, molecular function: ubiquitin protein ligase activity. Gene Ontology annotation, cellular component: cytosol; ubiquitin ligase complex.